This is a messenger RNA of Papaver somniferum (opium poppy), 1844 nucleotides long. RefSeq names its product omega-hydroxypalmitate O-feruloyl transferase-like. Lineage: Eukaryota; Viridiplantae; Streptophyta; Magnoliopsida; Ranunculales; Papaveraceae. The coding region runs from base 180 to 1484 and encodes 434 amino acids. Gene Ontology annotation, molecular function: acyltransferase activity, transferring groups other than amino-acyl groups. The record is from RefSeq and is a predicted model, not a curated record. The transcript is spliced from 3 exons.
CCCAAAAAGAAAUCUGCAUCCCAUUUUUCUUCUGAUCUUUUCAUAAAAGUUCUUUUUAAUGCAACCCAUGUGUUUCUAAUUACACUCUUUCUAUAUUUAGUUGUUUCCCAUUUCAGUUUUCAGGUGUUUCUGUUGGCAAUUUCUUUGGUUUUGAAGCUUGAAGAUUAAUCUUGUUACAAAUGGAUAACCACACAAAUGGGAAGAAGGUAGUUGAACUAAGUGUGGAGAAAGGAGAACCAACUUUGGUGCAACCAGCUGCAGAAACAAAGAAAGGUUUAUAUUACUUGUCGAAUCUUGACCAGAAUAUUGCAGUUAUAAUUCAAACUAUCUACUGCUUCAAGUCGGAUGAGAAGGGAAAUGAACUAGCCGCGGAAGUGAUCAAGGACGCAUUAGCAAAGGUUCUCGUUCAUUAUUACCCGCUCGCUGGUCGGCUUACGAUUAGUACCGAUGGUAAACUUAUCGUUGAUUGCACCGGUGAAGGUGGUGUUUUCGUUGAGGCAGAAGCUAACUGCAGAAUGGAAGAGAUUGGGAACAUAACAAAACCUGAUCCUGCUACUCUUGAAAAGCUGGUUCAUAACAUUCCCAGUGCUAAAAACAUUCUUGAAAUUCCUCCUCUCGUAGCUCAGGUGACUAAGUUUAAGUGUGGAGGAUUCGUUCUUGGCCUAUGCAUGAACCAUUGUAUGUUCGAUGGACUUGCUGCAAUGGAAUUCGUGAACUCAUGGGGUGAAAUGGCAAGAGGUUUACCGCUAAGCAUCCCACCGUACCUAGACAGGCACAUACUUGAUCCCAGAGACCCACCUAAUGUAGAGUUCCCUCACCGUGAAUUUGAAGAGAUCGACGAUGUAUCAAACAUUAUGGACAUGUACGACGAAGAAAUGCAGUACAGAUCGUUCUGUAUCGGUCCCGAAAAGCUUGAUUUGCUCAAGAUGAAAGCCAUGGAAGACGGGGUUCUUGAAAAGUGCACAACGUUUGAAGCGCUUUCCGGUUUCGUAUGGAGAGCUAGAUGCAAGGCUCUAAAUUUGCAGCCAGAGCAACAGACAAAGCUGUUGUUCGCUGUUGAUGGUCGAGCUAGAUUCAACCCGCCACUGCCAAGAGGAUAUUUCGGUAACGGGAUCGUGCUAACUAAUUCGCUGUGCAGCUCGGGGGAAAUACUGAAGAAUCCUUUAUCAUUUUCAGCUGGGUUAGUUCAAAAGGCAGUUAAGAUGGUUUCAGACAGUUACAUGAGAUCUGCCAUAGAUUAUUUUGAAACAACUAGAGCUAGGCCAUCUUUAGCUGCAACAUUGCUUAUAACUACUUGGUCUAGAUUACCUUUCCAUAUUACCGAUUUCGGAUGGGGAGAACCUGUUCUGUCUGGACCGGUUACGCUACCUCAGAAAGAAGUCAUAUUGUUCCUAUCCCAUGGAACAGAAAGAAAAAGCAUAAACAUCCUUCUGGGUUUGCCUACUUCUGCCAUGAAAACAUUCGAACAACUAAUGGAAAUAUAAUUACAGAUUAAUUAUAUUUUCCGACCCUCGGUUCCGUGGCAUCUUUUGUUGAAGCAGUUGACGAAUUUCGGCAAAAUUGAUACUGACAAAGAGGUAAAUAUUAAGCAUGGUGGGGUGGUGAAUUCGUCAUUGUUGUAAUUCAAGAAAUGAAACUUCGAAUCGAGGGGGAGAAAAUUUGUGUUUGUUAUUUCCUUCUUUUUUUUUCUUUUUCAUUUUGGAGGUUAUUGUUUGGACCUAUAAAAUUUAUAUGUUUACUAUGUUUCAGAAUUUGGUUUCGUGUUGUUUAUCCAUUGAAAUGACAAUUGUAUUAGCAGUUGUAUUUAUUAAUUCAUUCAUAAAGGUGAUGUUUUGUUUCACUUA